Molecule: messenger RNA, 1299 nt
Organism: Cariama cristata (Red-legged seriema)
Lineage: Eukaryota; Metazoa; Chordata; Aves; Cariamiformes; Cariamidae
Gene: SLC38A11
Product: solute carrier family 38, member 11
Exons: 11
Coding region: 127-1299 (390 amino acids)
Biological process (GO): amino acid transmembrane transport
Molecular function (GO): amino acid transmembrane transporter activity
Source: RefSeq, a predicted model, not a curated record
ACAGAUGACCAGACAGCCCUCGUUAGUAAACCCAGGAAUAAAGGAGGAAACAGUAAUCUGGCAUCAGCUGGAUUUAACAUUAUCAACUCUAUCAUAGGAUCAGGCAUUAUAGGAUUGCCAUAUUCAAUGAAGGAAGCUGGUUUUCCACUAGGAGUACUACUUUUAUUUGUGGUUGCCUAUAUCACAGAUUAUUCCAUUAUAUUACUGAUCAAAGGAGGAAACCUCUCCAGUACCAACACCUAUCAAGAGCUGGUCAGAAAAACAUAUGGUUUUGUAGGUUAUCUAAUUCUUUCAACUCUUCAAUUUUUAUAUCCAUUUAUUGCUAUGAUCAGCUACAAUAUAAUAACAGGAGACACUUUAACUAAAGUUUUUCAGAGAAUUCCUGGAGUUGGACCAGAUAAUGUGCUUGCUGACCGUCACUUCAUAAUUCUUCUUACCACCAUCAUCUUUACCUUGCCUAUAUCUUUAUAUCGAGACAUAGCAAAACUGGGAAAGGUAUCUCUUAUUUCUCUGAUUUUAACCAUUGUCAUCCUGAUUAUUGUGAUGGUGAGGACAGUAACAUUCAGUCCACAAGUACCCAAAUCAGAAAAUGCAUGGAUAUUUGCAAAAUCAAAUGCAGUACAAGCCGUUGGGGUGAUGUCAUUUGCAUUCAUCUGCAACCAUAACAGCUUUUUAAUAUAUGGGUCUCUGGAAGAACCCACAUUAAAGAACUGGUCUCGAGUCACACAUGUGUCUGUCUCACUCGCUGUUGUUAUCAGUGUAGUGUUCGCUGCAUGUGGAUAUAUGACUUUUACAGAAUACACAGAAGGAGAUAUAUUUGAAAACUACUGUAGAGAUGACAACCUUGCUACAUUUGGAAGGUUUUGUUAUGGAGUUACUGUAAUUCUGACCUUCCCCCUUGAAUGUUUUGUGACCAGAGAGGUGAUUGCCAAUGUGUUUUUCCAUGGGAACCUCUCAACAAUUUUCCAUAUUGUUGUGACAGUAGUUAUCAUCGCUGUGGCGACUGGUGUAUCAUUGGUGUAUGAUUGCCUUGGAAUAGUUUUAGAGCUGAAUGGAGUUCUGAGUGCUACCCCACUUGUUUUUAUCAUCCCAACAGCGUGUUAUCUAAGGCUGUCCAAAGAGCGAUGGAACCAUUCAGAUAACCUCAUAUCCUGCCUGAUUCUUGCUGUCGGUGUGCUAGUGAUGACAGUUGGGUUUGUUUUGACUAUCUUGCAUCCCCAGGAAUGUAGCCAUGGGAAAGAAAUGUUCUACUGCUUCCCUAGUAAUGUUUCUUUUCACAACAGUACUCUUCCACCAUAG